Messenger RNA from Amphimedon queenslandica, 1063 nucleotides. Its product is annotated as protein rolling stone-like. The transcript is spliced from 2 exons. NCBI's taxonomy places the organism in Eukaryota, Metazoa, Porifera, Demospongiae, Haplosclerida, Niphatidae. Bases 39 to 968 code for a protein of 309 amino acids. Gene Ontology annotation, cellular component: membrane. The record is from RefSeq and is a predicted model, not a curated record.
ACCACCAUAAAAGUCUGUCUAGGACGAUAAAUUGUACAAUGUCUGGAAGGGUAAAAGAGGUGAAUUGGUUCAAAGCGUUGUGUUGGGAGCUCCACAUAUCUAGGAUCUUUUUCUUUCAUCACAACUGGAAGGCUUUUGCCUAUACACCGUGGUUGCCUGAUUCUGUCUACUGGCAGUGGAUCUAUCUCGUCUACAGGUGGAUAACUUUUACCUUCUUUUUCAUAUACUUUAUAUGGAACCAGAUCUCAGAUGGAGGGAUUACAUAUAUCUACCUCACAACCUGGAGCCUAAACCUUCUCACCCUCUACCUCUUCUAUGCCACCCUCUCUGUCACUGUAUACUACAUAAGACUCGCCCUGCCUAUCGAGAGAAUCAAGCGCAAGCCGAUCAAUCCUCCAUCUCGUUGUGCUCUUCCUUCAAAACCGUACGGUCUUUGUAGCUAUCGUACAAACACACUUGCUUGGUAUGACAUUAUACAUUGGUUCCUGUUCAUCAUUGGCCCUGGUAUUUCCCUUGCUAGCAUGGUCCUAUUCUGGGCCGCCAUUUACAGGGGAGGUCCCAUAUCACACUGGGACGUCGCUAUACAUCUUUUAAACGGGGUUUUUAGUGUCGUUGAGGUUUGGGUGGCGAGGAUACCCAUACGUGUCUAUCAUGCCUUGUAUGCUGUUCUACUUGGAUGUGUUUACGUUGUCUUCUCCGGAAUCUAUUUCUCUGCUGGGGGCGAGAAUCAACAAGGCGAUCCUUACAUUUAUAGUAUCAUUGAUUACGGUAAUUCGCCAGUUAAUGCUACAAUCACGGUUAUGUCUAUUGUAAUGUUGUUUGCUCCUGCCGUCAUACUUUUCUAUUAUGCCAAUUAUCUCCUGAGAGAGACUAUACUCCGUACCCUUGCAUAUAAAGGAGUGUUCAAAUGGCUCUGCAAGGAAGACAAGACUAAGUUUGACGAUUUCAAGGAAACAGUCAACGCCUGAGGAAAGCAGGAAAUGAACUGGUUACAUUGUUUACAGUAAACCUACAACAUCUUGUUAAUUAAUGCUAUUUUUAGUUCAAUAAUAAUAAAACAUAA